AUGCCAGAUCAGCCCGAUCUCACAGUCCAAUUUCUGGAAACUUCAAAACUUCUUCAGCCCGGAAAUCAACCUUCAAGACCGGGAUCAAGCUUAGGAUAUGGAACUGGAAAUGGAAAUAUAUCAGGGUCAGGACCUGGUUCAGGAUCUGGUCAAGGGUUAAGAAGGCCACCGCUUUUCACGGUUCCAUCUUCCUCUUCUAUCAAAUCAUUGAAGAGCCUUAAUGAUCCCAUGGUGGACAGACUUACCGAUGACAUAAUCUUCCCAGAGCCCGUUUUUAAUCGUUUCUCAUACAUUUCAUACUAUUUGCCAGUACUUCGCUGGCUACCAAAUUAUUCUUUCAAGGAAUCUUUCACUGGGGACUUCCUAGCUGGAGUUUCGAUUGCGAGCUUUCAAAUACCAUUGGUUAUGUCCUUUGCGACUUCUUUGGCACACCUUCCACCGAUAACAGGAUUGUAUAGCAUGAUAACUGGUGCGUUUAUAUAUUCCUUACUUGGCAGCGUUCCUGUUUUGAUUGUGGGACCGGCACCAUCUCUGGCAUUAUUAUAUGGCCAGUUGAUGACAAACCUAGGUAAGGAUUCUAAGAUAUUCUCUUCGGUGGAAAUUGCGUCUGCCAUGACUGCUUCGGUGGCUGCAAUAUUACUUGCAGCGGGUAUAUUCCGGUUUGGUUUCUUAGAUAAUGUUUUAUCAAGAGCUUUAUUGAAGGGUUUUUUGGGAGCAAUGGGGUUAAUUAUGAUUAUAAGUGAAUUAGGUCCUGAGCUGGGCAUGGAAAACACUCCAAAAGGUUUAAGCACCGCUGAAAAGUUGCUUUACGCAAUAAAGAAUUAUGACCAAGCUCAUGGAUUGACAUUAAAAAUAUCGGUAAUCACAUUAGGAUUGGUGAUGAUAAUUAGAAUAGUUAAACUCAAACUAGUUGCCAGAGGGUAUAAGAGAGCCAUUUAUAUCCCCGAAUUAUUGCUAAUGGUAUCCGUUGCAACGAUUUUAAGUUGGAAAUUCGAAUGGCACUCUAAAGGAGGUGUUUCAAUUGUAGGAGAUUUGAAAUCAGGAGGGAAGGGUGGAUUAAAUGAAAUUCCUUCUCCUAAAUUACCCAUAAAUCCAUUGGAGUGGAGAAAGCUUAGUCUUUUCAAGAAAACCUUUUCAACAGUGUUCCUUUGCACAAUAUUGGGGUAUUUUGACUCUGUGAUAGCUAAGAAAAACCUUGGAUCCAGAUUUAACUACAAUGUCUCAGCAAAUAGAGAGUUAGUAGCAUUAGGAGCAACAAAUAUAGUUGUCAGUAUACUAGGAGGAAUCCCGGCAUUUGGAGCGUUGGGUAGGUCCAAAAUUAAUGUAAUGGCUGGAGCUACUACCCCAAUGGCUGCAGUGUUGAUGGGGGCUAUGACCAUAUUGGCAGUUCUUUAUUUGUUGCCUUUCUUGUUCUACUUGCCUGAGUGUGUUUUGGCUUUGCUGACGACUAUUAUUGGGAUUACAGUCCUUGAAGAAGUCCCUACAGAUUUGAAAUUCUUUUGGAGUAUUGGUGGUUACGAUGAAAUAUUUAUUUUCAUGAUUGUUUUCCUUGCAACAUUCUUUUGGAGUGCUGAAGCGGGUGUCACUCUAGGAGUUGGAAUUGCAGUCAUUAGAAUUAUCAAGAAAAGCAGUAAGUCGAGAAUACAAAUUCUUGGUAGAAUCCCCAAUUCUACAAUUUUCAGAAAUGCAGAUGAAUUAAUUGAAGAGAGUUUCAGCUCAUUUAAACCUUCAAGCGAUAAGUUAUCAAGUUUAAUAUCCGAAAUCGAAGAUAUAGAAGGUGUUUUAAUCAUUAAAGUUCCAGAGCCCUUAAACUUUGCAAAUGUUGGAGAUUUACAAAACAGACUUAGUAGAAUUGAAAAGUAUGGGUCUCUCUUGAUUCAUCCAUCACAGCCACAAACAAGAGAUAUUGCAAACGUUCAAUUUAUCAUUAUUGAUUGUAAGGGGAUGUCCGCAAUAGAUUCACUGGCUACGCAGGUCUUGUAUGAAAUAGUGAAGAGAUACAUAUCAGAGGGCAUUAGCAUUUGUUUCUGUCGAGUUCCAAUUGACAUUAGAGCAACUCUUUCAAAGUCAGGACUCACCAAAUUAGUAAACGACAAUUUUAAACAUAGGGACAAUCCAUUUGGAAGUGCUGUGGGAAUGGGGAACGGGUUUUUUAGAAGCAUUGACGAAGCAUUAAAGGCUGGAGAGAAGCAUCUAGAUGUAUAA
This is a messenger RNA of Dujonia railenensis, 2205 nucleotides long. Lineage: Eukaryota; Fungi; Ascomycota; Pichiomycetes; Serinales; Debaryomycetaceae. The record is from the annotation of a GenBank genome assembly.